GGCAUACUACUCCAGAGGUCUUACCGGUAUUGCUGCGGUAACUCUGCGCCAAUGGGGGUCCUAACUCUUCUCCUGUCUAGGUGGUGGAAAGUCAGGUUCAGCUAUUUGCUCUCUUUCCCUUAUUCUCUGUGGGGGGCUGGAAGCGAUGAAAGCAACAAGGCUUAACAAGCAUACGGAUGCCAUAUAUCUCGCUACCAUUGGUUUAGAAAACGACCUUCUAAACCGCAUCCGAGGUUCAGUCAAAGAAAGGAACCAACCAGGUGCAACGGCGGCCUUACCAAAUGUCAUGCAAUCGGACAUUGUGUCGGACUUUUCAAACCUUACGCUGGAAGAGUGGCACCAAAGACAGAAGUAUGUGGAUACAGCUAAAGCCGAGCAGACCAAAAACUGGACAAAGCUGCAACUUAACGAGGGCAAGACCCAAGAUUUACACACGAGGACUGGCCCACGCCCAAACUUUGAGCCUGAAGACUGUUGCGUGAUGUGUAAUAAAACGCCAGCCCGGCGAUGUGGGUGCUGUCGCAGCAUAUAUUAUUGUUCAAAAAAUUGCCAAGAAAGCGAGUUUCCUUCCCACAAGUUGCUUUGCAAGAAGUUUGCGACCCAGCCUGGCCAGCCUAUUCUGAUAUGGAUUUUUACUAAGCGCCGAUACGACGAAGAUUCAAGGGAGUGGUGGACAGAUGCACUGGUGCAUUCAUACCUUGGUCCUGGUUCACCGAAUACAGGAAGGUUGCAUGUGGAACACAACGAGGUACGAGAUCGAAACUUAGGGUCUGGUUUCGCUUCAUCUACCCUGCGGAAUGAAGGAUACUGUGUUACUCUGCUGCAUCGCGACGCAUAUCUAAUCGACAAUUCGCCCCCAAAUCAAAGCAUACUGGCUUCUGUAAGAGCCUCAUCCACCACGAGCCCUCCCCACGCAUACAAUGGCCCCAUGGUUGCGAUGCGGCAGAUCCACCCAGAAGACUAUGCCGACAUAAAACCGGCCAAUUUUCGGCAUCUGAUGGACUACCUAGUAAGGUAUGCAAACACGGAUGUCAGAGAAUCUGUUCCAGAUCUGCAGUAUCGGGCUCAUAAGGUUGUUCGGGGCGUGAAGGUUUGCUGCGACGGGGAGAUAAAGCUCCAUGGAUCGGAGCCGUUCGUUACAGUCGACAUAAAUCGCUCAACCCGGAUUUCUCUUUCUGCUAGGCAGCGCGAUUCCAUUUCGCCGAUUUCCGCUCAUCUCGGCAUACCGCUCCUCUUUUGGAAAGACCCCAACCCUGAGUUCCACCAUGACCCUCCCGGAUGGGACGGAAUAUGGUCCGCAAGCAGCAAUCAGAAUGUGGCAUUCAUGAUGAUGGAAACCAACCCUUUAGACUCUUCAUGGGGCUGGGCUCCUCUGUAUUGGAACCAUGAUAUUGGAAAUGUGUGGGUUGCACGUCAAGACGAGCAGGAUCUGGAUGUGCGCGAAGUAGCGAUGAUGUGCCGCUUUGCGAGACAUGAACUCCAACGAAUAUUCAAUAAUGUGAUGAUAUCAGAAGGCUCCACCCUGCUGGAUAAGAAGCGCGUUUUGAGUUUUAUUACACGCGAAAACAUGCGAGCGUUUUGGGAGGAGACCGGUGGUGAUGAGGCUGCCAGUAGCUAUGAACCGUUUGCCUCCUAG
This is a messenger RNA of Aspergillus welwitschiae, 1636 nucleotides long. Its product is annotated as zinc finger MYND domain-containing protein. The coding region runs from base 146 to 1636 and encodes 496 amino acids. Lineage: Eukaryota; Fungi; Ascomycota; Eurotiomycetes; Eurotiales; Aspergillaceae. The record is from RefSeq and is a predicted model, not a curated record. The transcript has 3 exons.